Molecule: messenger RNA, 2108 nt
Organism: Nelumbo nucifera (sacred lotus)
Lineage: Eukaryota; Viridiplantae; Streptophyta; Magnoliopsida; Proteales; Nelumbonaceae
Source: RefSeq, a predicted model, not a curated record
UCUCUCGGUCUUUCUCUCACAUAAAAAGCAGACACAAGGGAGAAAGCCGAAAAGGGAGACGGAAGAAAGAGAGAACGCUUUCUUUCCUUUUUUUUUUUUUUCUUUUUUAAACUGGUUCUUCGUGGCGCCUCUUUUGCAGAUCUUCGAACCCUAAUUCUAAAUGAGAAAUCUCUAUAUCUCUCUAUUUUUCAAGAAUCUUCCUGUUUGGUAGUGGGAGGAAUACGAGAUCGAUGAAUGUUGUGCUCGAUCCGUUCUUGAUGGCUUAAAUGAAUGUUUAAAUGAUUUUCUGAGCUGGUUCUGAGCCUGCACUGCAGAAGAAGCGCUGGAACUUUUUGUCUUUUAGUUCUGAUAGAUUUUUCGACGGCCGGAGGUGAAUCUUUAGUGCUUCAGACUUCAGAGCAGUUAUUGCUGGUAUUGGUGAGGUGUGUUUUGGUCGUCUGAGAUGUUCAGAGAACUUUAAUUUUCAUUUUUUAUUAAUUUUCUUUUGUUUAGAUAGUGGAAAGCGGAUUCUCGGUGCUUGACUUCGGUGUUUUUUUCUGGUUUCGGGUGAUUUGAUUGGACUCUCGGGAAGCAUUGUAUCUCGUUGUUAACUUUGUAUUUUGUGGCCGAGUUGAAAGGAUUUGCUUGGAUUCGGGCAAGUUAAUUUCGGGAAACAUUUAAUUUUGAGAGUCCAUUCUGUUUUGUGUUGCUGUAUGAGAUUCGGUGGGAUGUUUGGGUCCGAGGUGCUUGGUCAGAAAAUGGUUUAGCUGGCAGAUAUGGAAGACCGUGGUGGAUCAUUUGUCGCAGUGAGGAGGAUUUCUCAAGGUCUCGAGAGGGGGAGUGCCUGCCAGUCUACUUCAGCUGAAGUAGUGGCAGGGUCCACAGCCUGGCUUGGAAGAGGUCUUUCUUGUGUUUGUGUUCAGAGAAGGGAAAGUGAUGCACGCCCAUCCUUUGAACUAACUCCUGCCCAGGAGGAGUGCUUGCAGAGGCUACAGAACCGCAUAGAUGUUGUCUAUGAUAGUUCAAAUCCUCAGCACCAGGAAACUUUGAGGGCUCUGUGGAAUGCUUCCUUCCCUGGAGAAGAACUCCAUGGUUUAAUAUCGGAGCAGUGGAAGGAAAUGGGCUGGCAAGGAAAAGACCCAUCAACAGAUUUCAGGGGUGGUGGUUUCAUAUCGCUAGAGAACUUACUCUUCUUUGCAAGAAAUUAUCCGAAAUCCUUCCAGGAUCUUCUCCGGAAAGAGGAGGGUGAUCGGGCUAUAUGGGAGUACCCAUUUGCUGUAGCUGGUGUGAAUAUCACAUUCAUGCUCAUUCAGAUGCUUGAUCUCCAAGCAGUCAAACCACAGACGAUGCCGGGAGCAGUUUUCUUAAAGUUACUUGCAGAAAACGAGUCGGCAUUUGACCUUCUCUACUGCAUAACGUUCAAGUUGAUGGAUCAGCAAUGGCUUGCCAUGCGCGCAUCAUACAUGGAUUUCAAUGUUGUGAUGAAAUCCACACGCCGGCAAUUGGAAAGAGAACUGCUGCUUGAGGACAUUACACGAUUGGAAGAUUUGCCUUCCUACAGCCUCCUCGUUCGAUAACACGUCAGUUUUUUAUUGACGGUUGUUGUAUAAAUUGUUCGAGGAAGCAAGAUGCCUUUCAUUGUCCGAUACAUUUUCCCACGGUUAUUUUCUCCUUUCUACAACCCCACCUCUACUUCCAUUCUUGAUUAGCAUGUUUCAAUGGUGGUUUCCAAUAUUUUGUCAUCUAUGCAAUUUGAUUGACGCUGCCUUCCCGCCUGUAGUUUGGAUUGAGUGUUGUGAGCUACAUCUGGUAACUCAAAAAGUAUAAUUACAUGCAAACAACAUCCAUGAUUCUCUUCCCACAAUGGUGAGAACCUGAUCCUGAUCGGUGGAUGUUUUAUGUGAGCCAUGGAUGCCUUGGAUAUAGAAAGGUUGAAAGGAAAGAUUAGUGCUCCAAAAGCUCGUUUAUUGGAAUAUGAGAAUGGAUUUGAAACUUGAAAGAAGAUUUGUCAUUGGGUGUAUGCAUUGGAGGAUAAACUGGGUUUGUGCAACUAUGUAUUUGAGUUUUGAGAUUUGUGACUCAGGUUUGGUCACUUGAAGAGCUGAAAUAAAUUUCAAGUUUGUUUGUAA